Messenger RNA from Acanthoscelides obtectus, 1898 nucleotides. Lineage: Eukaryota; Metazoa; Arthropoda; Insecta; Coleoptera; Chrysomelidae. The record is from the annotation of a GenBank genome assembly.
GGCAUGGCCGGUCCCCACCUGAAGAAUUUCGCGAUGCAGCUAGUCCGGCGUCGACGUCUGCCCGUAUUUUUUGCUUGGUCCUUAGCGUACUGCUGAUUUUUUUUUUGAUCACAUGCGGAUUCGGUGGUGUGAUAUGUGAUGAUGUAUAGAGAGUCAGAUACAAGCUGUGGUCACCUGAGUUAGUGACGUCCAGAUAUACUAUUGUUGGUGUAGGAUAAAUGGCAAUGUAUUUGACUUGAGAAGAGAGAAAAAUGGUUACCACUUGGACUAUAUGCUUCAUACUUAUCUAUUCCAUGGCACUUGGCCAGCUAGAUACUAGGAAAACCUUUGAACAAAUUAUCAGACAAACUAGAAGGGAACAUAUGGGCAACUUUGUAAUAAAAUACCCUCAGUCUAAUGCCAGAGUGAGGACCCAAGUCAUAUUUCCGAAGACAAUGCCAUUUCCUUGUGCCAAUGCAACUAAACCUGGAAUAGGAAAAUCUCUAGAACGACCGACUAGCGUUCAUAGACUGAGACCUGGAGAUAUAGACGUGAUCGGUGCCAUGGGUGACUCCCUCAUUGCUGGCAAUGGUGCUAUGGAGGAAUACGCCUUGGGAACAAUGAUCGAGUACCGGGGCAUCUCCUGGUGUGCAGGCGGUCAAGGCACAUGGAGAGAGUACCUCACCCUUCCAAACAUCCUGAAGGAGUUCAACCCUAACUUAACGGGCUAUUCUACUGGCACGGGAGAGUUCUUAUCUUCCAAAUCACAACUAAAUGUUGCUUUUCCGGUUGCCGCUGACGCGGAUGCCAUGCGACAAGCCAAAAUAUUGGUGAGCAAAAUGAGGAAAAACAAAAGCAUAGACAUAAAGAAUCAUUGGAAGAUGGUAACCAUAUUUUUCGGUGCCAAUGAUUUGUGUUCUGCUCAAUGCUACGAUCAAGGAAAAGCUUCUGCUGAAGCUCACGCUGCCAAGCUAGCUAGAGCCCUAGAUUUUCUGCAGAAGCAUUUGCCGAGGACGUUCGUCAACUUAAUUCCAGUUUUAGAUGUCUCAGUUAGUAUCCGAGUAAAGAGAACAAUGAUGUGUAGAUUUCUACAUCGAUUAUUUUGCGAAUGUUUCCACAAAGAUGGCAAUGAGAUGGACAUCAUCACAAGUCUGACUAGAGCUUACCAAAGAGCAGAAGAGGAGCUGAUACUUAGUGGAAGGUAUGACAAAAAAGAUGAUUUCACUGUUGUCUUACAACCAUUCAUGAAGUUUUUCAAUGCACCAGAGGACCCUAAACGAAAGUUUGAUGAAGUAAUCGAUGUAUCUUACAUUACAUAUGACUGCUUCCACUUUUCUCAAAAAGGACACGCUUUAGGUGCUAACAUGCUGUGGAAUAAUCUGCUACAACCCGUUGGGAGAAAAAGUGAUAAGAAACUAAACUAUAUUAUGGAGCGGUUUGAAUGCCCUACGCCAAAUGCACCUUAUUUGUUUACCAACAAAAACUCCAAAACAUUUUUGGAAACUGGUCAUCAAUAGUAGACAUGUCGAUAUAUGCUAAUAAUUGUCUACUUUAAACACAUCUGAAGGAAUGUGAUUUUGUAGUAGAGAAAUGUCCGUCGAGUUUUGGAUGGCUAAAAGGAUACAGCUUCCGUAUUAGGUGACCUGUUUUGAAAAGACAGGCAAUGACAUUUCCGUUAUCACAAAAGAUUUUGUAAAUAAUACAUGAAGACUUGAAGUAAAUAAUGUGCUAAGUGCCAAAAUUAUUAUUUCGAGAUAAACAAUACUUUUUGUUCUAUAAUCAAUAAAAUUAAAAAAACACUCCGAAAGUUAAACAUAGGUUUAUUCAAGUAAGUAUUUUUCGGUGUAUUUAAUAUUCUUGGUAACUUUUUGUAAAAUCAUAGAAUGUGCUAAGUGCCAUUAGAAAAACAUAAAUAUUGU